Molecule: messenger RNA, 1155 nt
Organism: Acanthamoeba castellanii str. Neff
Lineage: Eukaryota; Discosea; Longamoebia; Acanthamoebidae
Product: vitamin Kdependent gamma-carboxylase
Exons: 8
Coding region: 1-1155 (384 amino acids)
Biological process (GO): peptidyl-glutamic acid carboxylation
Molecular function (GO): vitamin binding; gamma-glutamyl carboxylase activity
Source: RefSeq, a predicted model, not a curated record
AUGUGGGGCAUGCUCCACUUCCUCGAAGCCGCCUCCUACAUCGCCAACGACUGCAACAAGACCAAGACGCACCUUAUGGGCGGCGGCUGGCAGGCCAAGUACUGGGGCUUCGAGUGGGUGACGCCCUAUGCGACGCUCGACGCCUUCCGGGCGCACUUCCUGGUGACGAUGGCGCUGGGCAUGUGCAUGACCGCCGGCCUGGCGCACCGGCCGGUCGCCUUGGCGCUGCUCGUGUCGCUGGCCUACACGUUCCUGCUCGACAUGAACAACUACCUCAACCACAUCUACCUCAUGCUCCUGGUCCAGGCCGCCUUGUGCCUCGCGCCGGCCAACGCCAAGUGGGCGCUCGACAACUGGCUGAUGGCGAUCGUCUACUUCUAUGCCGGUGUAGCCAAGGUGAACGAAGACUGGCUGCGCGGAGAGCCGCUGCGGCACUGGCUUGCCAAGCGGGGCCACCUGCCGCUGCUCGGCCCGCUGCUGGCCUGGGAGCCGUCGGCCCUCGCCUUCUCCUACGCGGGCCUGGCCUUCGACCUGCUCAUCCCGUUCGUGCUCCUACAGCGCCGCGACUGGCGCCUGCGCGGGGCCGGGAUCGCGGCCAGCCUGGGCUUCCACCUGCUCAACAAGCUCAUCUUUGGCAUUGGCGUGUUCCCCUGGAUGGUUGACAUCAGCAGCGCGGAGUCGACGAAAAAGGAGGCCGGUGCGGGUGAGGGACGUGGUGGUGACAGUAUCGCGCUGCCCCUGCGCCACCUGCUCUACCCGGGCGACGUCACCUGGACCGAGUACGGCCAUCGCUUCUCGUGGCGAAUGAAGCUGCGGAACAAGGCCUGCCAAAUGGAGAUGUUCAUUGAACGCCACCAACCCUUCAACCCAUCCUCAAUUCUACCCCGGGAGCCGUUGGCGGUGGAGCGCUACGUGACGAGGCGGCAGGCGCGCAAGAUGGCCUCGCGCCCGGACAGCCUGCAGCAGUUCGCCCUGUACGUGGGCCAGCUGCUGCGCGACCGCGGCGAGCACGUGGCGGGCAUCUACGCCACCUGCAACUGCACCCUCAACUACCGCCCGGGCGACCGGCAGCCCCUGGUCGACCCGACCCACAACCUGCUCCUCCAUGAUGCCUGGGCGUGGCCCUACGCCUUCGUCACGCCCGCCGCGGCUUGA